Acanthaster planci (crown-of-thorns starfish) is the source of this 1388-nucleotide messenger RNA. RefSeq names its product protein FRG1-like. Gene Ontology annotation, molecular function: actin filament binding. Gene Ontology annotation, cellular component: striated muscle dense body; nucleolus; catalytic step 2 spliceosome. NCBI's taxonomy places the organism in Eukaryota, Metazoa, Echinodermata, Asteroidea, Valvatida, Acanthasteridae. The record is from RefSeq and is a predicted model, not a curated record.
ACUUUGUUGAGUUCAGCAGCAUGAAGGCGCUUCGACCUGGUACCUGAGUACUACUCAACUAAUUGAACUAGUAAGGAGAAGGUGGGCAAUGGCUGAAUACAGUGCUGUGAAGGGAGGCAAGUUGAGGCUCAAAGGAAGCGAUUCUAGUCAUAAGAGUGUUAAACACAAGAAGAAAAAGAGAAAGUUAGAAGAAGAGAAAGAUGAAAGAUUACCAGAUGCAGAAGCCCAUGGUGGAUGGUGGACUGUUAGAAACUUCGAUGAGAUUACCGGUGACGUUGUCAUUGAGAUGGCACCCAAUGCUUACAUCUUUGCUCAGGACACAGGCCUAUUCACAUUAGGAGCACCUCAUACAAAUUCUCAAGAAGGCCCCGCCCCACCUGAGCAACUGACAGCCAUCCGCCUGUCAGACACCAAGAUCGCCCUGAAGACUGGCUUUGACAAAUACAUAUCAGUGGAUUAUGACAGGAGGGUAGUUGGCCGAUCAGAUGCCAUUGGGCCAAGGGAGCAAUGGGAACCAGUCUUCCAAGAUGGCAAGAUGGCUCUGAUGGGAUGUAACAACUGUUUCUUGUCUUGUAACCAGCACGAUGACAUCGUGGUAUCCAGCACCACAGCUGGGCCGGAAGAGAUGAUUAAGAUCCGUUCCUGUGCACCUCUCAUCAAGAAAAAGAAAGACAGCAGACCAGCUGAGGAUAAGGGCGACAUAGAGACAUGUGAGAUCAGCUACGUCAAAAAAUUUCAGAGUUUCCAGGACCACAAGCUUCGAGUGAAUGAAACUGACAGACAGGGCCUCAAGGAAGCAAGAGUAACAGGGAAACUACACGAAGCCUUACUUGACAGGAGGGAGAAGAUGAAAGCAGACAGAUACUGCAAAUAGCAAACAUUACAACACAAGGACUCUUCAUAGGAUUAAGAUGGGGUUUAUUGCCAUCUGCCUUUCACAUCUUGGAGCUCCAUCAGUGGCAUAUGCCAAGGAAUAGUGGCCUGUGACUCAUCACUGCACUGUGCAAAAUUCACCGAAGGUUGUUGGACUGUACCACACUAUCGUUUCGUUGGUCGCAGCACCAAGUUCCCUAUUGUGUGCUUAUAGUCUAUACACUGUUUUGCAGCUGGCCAAGCGCGAGUUGCAUGGUGACUGCAGUAUGACGGAAGACUCUAUUCCUUUGAAUGCGUACAUUUCUUCUUAAGGACCUCCACGAAUCCAUCAAAUUCCAACACUAGGCAGAAGAACCAAUGGUGCAUUCCUUGCCCUUUGACGGAUUGGAACAUCAAGCCCACAUCAAUUCAUGGUUCCUGGGCCCAGCAGAACUAGCGCCUUUAAAAUCACACAUAACCAAUGGUUGAUUUUUGGAUAAAUCUGAAUCAGUUACAGCCAAGAAACCAUGCAGUGU